This is a messenger RNA of Plasmodium gonderi, 687 nucleotides long. RefSeq lists its product as hypothetical. The transcript has 2 exons. The coding region runs from base 1 to 687 and encodes 228 amino acids. The record is from RefSeq and is a predicted model, not a curated record. Lineage: Eukaryota; Apicomplexa; Aconoidasida; Haemosporida; Plasmodiidae.
AUGAAGAAUAAAAAGAAAACAAUUCACAUUAAAAUAUUUACUCUUAUCCUCCUAACGUGCAUAUAUAGCUAUUCUAAUGAGUCUCAUCUGGGCAAAUAUUUGUGUAAUAAACAGUAUGACAACAAUGUUUUAUGCAUAAAAAAAGAACGCUUAUUGGCAAGUAAAAAAAAAAAGGGAAGCGAGUACAAAAAAGAAAAAUUAAAAUGUAACUUAGAAUCUAGUCCAAAAAAUAAAACAACAGGGAAUAAUGAUGAUGUUACGUCAAAAUCUCCAAAAAAAAAGAAAAUUAAUAACAAAGAUUUAAAAUCCAAAACUCCAGUAUACAAAUCUGCAAAAGGAAGUGAUACGCGCUUUGAUAAAAAAUCAUUAAAUCACCAAGGAAAAUUAGAUAAAUUUAAUAAAAAUGGCAAAACAUUUAGUAAUACCUCUAAAAGAAGCGCACAUACAACGUACAGUUUAUGUAUAUUUUUGUGUCUUAUUAUUUUGUCUGUUGUAUCAUCAAUUCCAAUAUGGUAUUUUUUUGUGUUCAAACCUAAUAUUACAAAUGACUUCGGUAUACAUAAGAUCAUUGGAAUAUCUGCUGCAACAUUUGUUAUAUUACUUAUUAUAUUAGUAUCAUUAGUUACGCCUACAUGGGCUAAUGUUUCAAAGUGUCUUAGAUUAAAUAAGGGAAAGCAAAAAAAUUAA